Messenger RNA from Amphiprion ocellaris (clown anemonefish), 21285 nucleotides. RefSeq names its product fibrous sheath interacting protein 1 (gene fsip1). The record is from RefSeq and is a predicted model, not a curated record. The transcript is spliced from 10 exons. Bases 135 to 1388 code for a protein of 417 amino acids. NCBI's taxonomy places the organism in Eukaryota, Metazoa, Chordata, Actinopteri, Pomacentridae.
AGUAACAAAUGUCCAUAGCUACAACAUCCGGGAACGUUUGCGUCCAUAGUUACCAAACAUUUGGCGGAAAAAGGUCCGGCUGUGUUGACAAGUAAUGACUACAAAUACGUUCUUGUCGCUUUUAGUUUGAAAAUAUGGAAAUUAUCAGAGGUAGUUUAGACAACAUAUCCCGCCCUGCAUCAAGUGAACAAACAGGUAGCCGCGUGUCUAGUGUAUCAUUGCCUCAUAGAGACAGAAUCUGUCCUACAACUCCAUUUUCCCUUGUUGUUUUGUCCAGUGAUGCUGCUGAUAUUCAGAUUCACAGCAGCUCUAAAGAAUCUGCAGCAUCUAGCCCCAACUCAUCAGUGAGAGAUCCUGGCAAAGACGAGUGUCAGGCUGUCACUACUGAGGAAGAGGAUGAAGAUUCCAAGCUGCAGAGAGCUAUUGAAGAAAUGAGACGGCUUGAUGAAAUACUGUAUGCAAAAAUCUGCAGAGAAAAAGAAAUCCAAUGUCAGAGGAAAGAACUUCAAGCAAAACUCUGGCAAGAGCUCCUGCAGAAUAAACCCGAAGGUCACUCUGAAUGUGCUCAUGAAGCUUUAAACACAAAGUUGUUUUUGGCAUUGGAAGCACCCACUGGAACAGAAAAAGAGGACAACUUUAUACCUGUGUUUGAAACUCAGGUUUCAGAAUGUGGACAUGACAGAGACAACCAGCAUUUGGAGCAAAGUGAAAAGAAGCCAGACAGCUUGACAGGCUCAUUUGAAGUUGGCUACAAAGACAAAGCAGAAGACCAGUUUGAAAGCAGCCACUGUGGUGUUCCCAAAGGCAUGAAUAAACAGAAGGACUUUGUCAAAAGAAACAUCGAGUUAGUAAAUGGUGAAGGGGGUCAAGUGUUUUUGACCCAGGCAGAGAAAGAGCGUCUGGCUGAGCUCCUCCAAGAAAUAGACGAAGAGGAAGAGGACAGUGCCAGAGGCGCAGACAGCGAGGGGACCAUGUGGGCUGUGUCAGUCCUGACAGACCAGGGUUACACCCCUGAGCCCUCCGACCUGGAGCAGCUGAUUGACAUCGACUCCAAAAUUCACCAUCUCCAUCCUGACAACGAUUUUCACGCUUACACAAGCUCUUACACAGACCUAUGCAUGUCUCAGGGCCCUGGCUCGAGGGUUGGCUGGAAGUGCUUUGGGGACCUGCAGCCAGGAGAGAAGGUCCUGCAGGAUAUAAAGGAGAGGAGAGGGCAGGAGAGGCGGCUCAGAGAGAUCCAACAGCAGCUGGAGAUCCUGGGCCAAGGCCAGGAGAUGACUGAUCGUUUACCAGAUCUUACUGAAGAGCAGUUACUUAGCCUGCUGGAUGAAUGUGAGCUGACUGAGAGAUGCAGCCAGGACCUCCAGACGAAUCACGCAGCGCCGUGAGACGUUCAAAAAGACUGGACUCAACCUGAAGCCCUGCUUUCAAAAUGCACAAUUUCUAGAAUCUUUCUAUGAAUUCUCGUAGAGAAGCUGUGAAGCUUUUAGAUUGAUAAAGCUGUUAUAAUGACCCUGUCAUUUACACACUGAUACAAACUUCUGAACAUUUUACAUAAUGUGACUAUAGCAGAAAAAAUGUAGUCCUACGAUUUUGUUGACUAAAAAUGAAAGCUGUUAUUUUUGUCCUAAUUGGUGUCAGUGUUUUCAAUACGCAGCUGGGUUGCAACCCAUUGCUUUUAUUUGUUCAUGUUUCUCCGUGAGGAAACAGAGCAGCGGGGCCACUCUUUGUAUUAACCCAAGUAUCAUACAUGAGAACAGAAAAUUGCUGUCAUUAAGUCUAAUAACUGGGUACGGCUGCCGCAGAAUGUUCUCCUGCACACAAAAACAUUAGCUGAUAGUAGCAGUCUCCGUGGGCUGAAGCCUGAACGCUACCAUGUUUUGAAGUUAAGCCCUCUCUUAUGAAAUGUCAUGUGUAUGUGGUAGUAAUGUGCAUCCGACAUGGCUGCUAAUGAGGACAGAGGGAUGAUGUGGAGUGAUUGUCCAGCUCCGAGCAUUCCAGUCAUUCCUGCCUCUAUAGGUGAUCAGCUUCAGAGUGGGUCAGAUUAGUAGGAUCUUCUGAAAUGAGACCCUGUGUGACCUCUUUCUAAGCUUAAUUUUCAUUUAAAUAAGAGGAUUCCGCUGACAAAAGGAUGCCAGCUUUGAGCUUUGAGAAUGGUUUUUGGUUUGUUUGAGAGAUUUGUGAAAGCCGUUGACAUGGUUCCUAUUUGCUGCAGCUUGCACAGCGUGAGUAGCUUGUCUGCACCUGGCUGACCUCGACCCAGAGGCCGUGCCUUUCUCCUCUCCUGGCACAGGACACCUACAGGCCUGUUCAUCUCGCUCUUCACCUCGGCCACACGUUCUGACCCCAUCUAAGCGGCAGGAGUUAUCUCACAUUCCUCUGGACUGAAAACACGUUGGCCAGGUGAAGCUCCAAGGUCAAAUCCCAUUGAGAGCCCUGCUAUCGGUGAGCUUAGCUGCAGUAUCUGCCCAGGAAUCUGAGCAGACACCUCAGCACAGGCCUGACAUUCAAACACUUUUUAGACUGACUGCAUUAGAUUAAACUUAUUUCUUUUACCAUUGUCAUACAUUUUAUAAUGAUUCCAUAGAUACUUCUGCACAUGCUGCAUUUUUGUCUGUUUUCCAAAUACCAUGUAUGUGACUGACACAAUAUAUUUUCAGAGGGGAAGAUAUAGUGCUCACUUGGGGUAAUGGAAACACAGUGAGCUCAUUAUGGUUAGAAUGAGGUCACUUCUAAUGUAAAGAGACCUGUGGCAUACUGAGACUGUCUGGCUUCUCUGGCACUGGUGCCUUAGAUUACAACUCUCUCUGACCCUGUGAAAGAUUUAAGUUAGUAAUCUGAUUUCCGUUUGCAGAUGAUAUAUACUUGUGGAGUUUCUUAUAGCGUAAGUCGGUGAGACGUCUAUGGGUAGGUACUUAUCGAUUAAGUUAUAUUUAGACGUUUUUAUGAAAACUAUGGAAUUUCAGUGCACAUUCCUACAGUCCCACGUGGACCACAUACAUAACUUAAGUUCACUUCCCCAAAGUUUGUGAAUUUAUUCCUCUGGGGCGUAAAAUUCCGUAUGUCUACUGCUCACGUGGGCCGCUGCCGUUUGAAGGUGUAAGGAGAUGCCUGUGUAACGUGUAAUCAGAUCUAUAUGGAUGUGCUGCUUAAGUGGGCUAUACUUCAUGUUGAGUUUUCCUGCUGUUGACUCCCAAGGAUCCUCCCUUUCUCCAAGGCUUCACUAGACUCAACUAAUAGAUUCCAGUCGCUUGACACAGCAAGCGUCUGGCUCCUUUUGCUUUUCCAGGGAGAAGACCUCAAUCAAAGUAGAUAUGAGGUUCAAAUGCUUAACUGUUUGGCCAGAAAAAACACACCAAGAAACCCUGAAAGUUUUUUGUUGAAGAGUUUAUUAUUCAUUUGACAAUACAAAAUAACAGGAGUAUAAACAGCACUUUGGGUAGAAACUAUGAUACAAAUGUUUAUAGAAAAGCUUCACUAAUAAUUAAAAAAAGACACAUACAAAAAAAGACAAAAUAACAAAGACAUCCUCAUGUCAGUGUGCAAAUAAGUUUAUACAGACAGAAACGCUUCCAUAUGAGGCUACGCUUCUAGAUAAAUUAUUUAAAUAGCAUAUAUCUACACAAAUGAAAUAACCUCGACAUGACACAAACAUAAUAAUUUAUCAAAACUGCACAGGAAAUACAUAUCGCAAUACAUACUCAAGACAACAUUUCUUUAAUCCUUUCCUGUUCGGGCUUCUUUUUGCUACAAAAAUAUCUUAUAUACAGAAUAUAAAUGAUACUAAAGUCUUGCUUAAAAAAAAGAAGCCAACCAAUGUACACUCUGUUGCUAAGACAAGUGAUUCUUGUGUAUUGCUGUCCUCAAUACAAAAAGAAUUAAUGAGGUAAUAUUUGUACAUAAAGGGUUUCCUUUUUUCCCUUGUCAGAAAUGUACACACAAGCUCAGGCACACAAGUCAUGCACACUGUGCAGAAGCAGAAUAUUUAGAUAUAAGUGAUGCCUAUUUUUUUUACAUUUUACUGUUUUGGUCAGAGGCAGUUGUUCUAUCUUUAGAGGAUCUUGAUUUUUGUCAAUUGGAACUGGGUUGCUGAAAACACUUAACGAUGGUAGGAUGCAGAGAUGAGCGAGAAUUAAAGCUUCUAUAAUGAAAAAGUAAAUACACACAGCCAUACUUGCAGUAAUCUGAGGAAAUAGACUGGCCCUUGCUGUUUAUGUCCCUUGACACAUUCCAUAAAGAUUAGAGAUAUUAACAUAAUAUUUGCUAUUAUUACUGUUCCAAAGCAGUGUAGCGUGCCUGCUUUGGGGCCCUGUGCUGUCCUGAAUUUUGUGCUCCUUGUUUCUUCUAGUGCUCUUUCCUGAGAAGACUAAUGUUUUGGGCCAGCCCUAAGCCUGGGCUAAAUACAAGACCUCAUAUAUACAUGUCUAUGAGAGUGGUGUGAGGGGUCAUCAGAAGAAUUUAAAUCAAAUUUUGACUCAGCUGUCUUCGUAACUAUGCUUACUGGGUGGCACACAUGCACAAACACACAAACGACAUUCACUCUCUUUGAUAGUAACAGUCCGUCCAUACUGUCCACGGUCCCUCAACAGUUCCUUCAAAGGGUUCUUUUUCACCCCAGUCUAAGAAAGUUCUCCUACUGCUUUCUUCAUACUGUAACAAGUAUCUUUGAGUCCACAGCAGAUGUAUAUUAAUGCUCAAAAAUAAUAAAAAAGUUUAAAAACACUCUUCUCUUUGAUCCCUCCUCCACAGAGGAAUACCGCCAACAGUUCAGGUGUGCAAAGCAAUAAAAUGUGGCCCUCUUUCAAUGCAGAUUGGAGCAAACAGAAUGAGAGAGCCAAUGUCUUCUGAGCAGUGCUGCGCUCGCAAUUUGAGUUUGGUGCAGAUUUAUCGUUGAACUUUCAUUUGGCUUUAACUCCUGAGGUCUCUUUACCUCAUGUUAGGUCACUUGCUCGACAUACCUCCGAUGUGCAUUUCUCUAAGGAAAAAGUUAAAUAGAAAUCGAUCCAGGUCUUGUGUUAAAGAUUCAUAUUGAUACAUUCUUCUAGAAGACUCUGUGGUCCAAUUAUGAAUCUGAAAGAAAUUACAGACAGAAAACAUGUUACAAAUGAAGUCGAAAGUAAUGAAAAAUGUUUUUUGACUAACAGUCACUUAUGUGCUUACCUCUGCAUUCAUAUUUGAGGUCUGAGAAGUAAACCAUCUCCUGAGAAAAGACGUACAAGCCUAGUCGCCCACCAGCAUAUGUCUUGUCAAAGAUGUUUCCAGAAUCAGCCAUGAUUCUCUUGCCUUCAUACAUGACCACUCUAAAAAAGAGAAAAUGUAAUCACAUGAGUUCAUAGCCAUUUUAACAUAAAGUAUGCAGAUUUGUAUUUGAAUGAAGGAGCAUGCUUCUGAGGUUUUGAACUUACCUAAUAAGUCCAGUCUUGGGUCUAUGGGUCAGAUGCCAUCUGUAGGCUGUGAAGUCCUUCCAGCCAAUGUUCUUGGGGUCGUGCCACAGAGUGCGGACCUGGAAAUGAUGAAUUCCAGCGGUUAAAAUAAGAAAAGUACUUUCUUAAAUUAUGUGUCAAAUCCUAAAUCAUCUAUUCUAUGCUCACCUGUCCUGGGGUGUCUCCAGUGUGCCACAGAGCGUUCCUCAGAUGUUCGCCAGGCCCAGUGGUGGAGUUGACCACUUUGAUUGACAAGCCAGAGUAGCCCUGAGCUCUUGUGGGUGUGUGGGACCAGUACGUCUGUGUGAUCUGUUUCCACAUGACUGUGUAAAAGCGAGAGCUGGACUGGUAGCCAAACACGAACCCAGCGUAGUCGUCAUCUCUGUCAGUGUUGAUGAAGAACGUUCCACUGAAAUCCACUGCACUGAACUCAUCAUAACCUGAGGUGAAAAAGACAUGGUUUAGAAUCACUUCACCUUUCCUCCUUUGUGUAUAUGUUCUUGCAGCAAAACGUCUGUGUGUUACAUACCGACAGCAAUGCCAGGGUCACAGUUGACAGUCUGCACCAACUCUUUGCCCUGAUGCCGAACCACCCAGUUGGGGUCAAUCUGAGAGGUGCCCUUGGGGUCCAGAGGAACCAUCUGGAAUCUGCGGAAGUCGGUUUCACUGAUAGCAAAGUUCUCCGGGCAAACAUCAUAGAUGUCCAAAACAUUGUCUUGGUCAAAAUCGUCCUUGCACACAUCACCACGGCCAUCACCUGAGAGGAAAAUAUGUGCAUGGAAAUCAUAACGAUUAAUACUGUGAACAAGAUGCUAUAAAAUGAUAAUCCACUGGAAAAAUGGCACCAGGGUUCUGUAGGAUCACACUGAUAGACAGACUCACCAUCAGAGUCCACUUGAUCAGGGUUAAAGGCCAGUCUGCAGUUGUCUUUGUCAUCAGGAAUGCCAUCAUUGUCGUCAUCGUGGUCACAGGCGUCACCCUUGCCGUCCUUGUCAUGAUCAGCCUGGUUGGCAUUAGGGAUGUAGGGGCAGUUGUCCAAGUUGUUCUGGUGACCAUCCUCGUCAAUGUCCUGGUUGUUGUCGCACUUGUCUCCAAUGCGAUCUGAGUCAGAGUCGAUCUGUGAAAGAACAGAAUUUCUUUAGGAUGAGAUUUUCCAAAGACCAACACUGUGCACUGUAAGACGCUUGUCCUCACUUCAAAUAACUCCCUCCACUGUUUUUCACCAGCUUCGAUAUGAGAGGUGCUACUCUGGAUAUGAUUUAAAUGCAGCCCCUUGUUUUCAGGUAUGCAAGCAAUGUCCCUCCAGACAAAUGUUCAGUGUCCUUGCACCUCAGCAAAAUUACACAUUCAUAUUUUUUUUCAAAAGUAGGAGAAAAGAAGAGAAGAGGGAGCAUUGUACUCGUUUUCCUCAAAGCUGUCACAUUCCUCUCUUUCAUUAAAGCAGAUGCAGUUUGUGGCCUUGACACUGGGAACUUCUACACAGUCACAUGUCAGAUUAAGCUUUAUCAAUCAUGGUAGCUGAAAUGUAAAGGUGAAAUGUGACAUCUGUGGUUACCUGAUCAGGGUUGUGCUCCAGAGGGCAGUUAUCACAAUGAUCUCCCACCCCAUCCCUGUCAGUGUCUCUCUGGUCCACGUUGUAAACAUAGGGGCAGUUGUCGUUCUCAUUCAGAAUGCCUGUUGAGAGAAAACAUAUGUAUUUUAGCCUUCAUGACUGUGGAAAUACUUUAUAAGGCCAAGAAAAAAAAGAUCUUGGAUUGAAUAUGAAGAAAUGACUUACCAUCCCCAUCAAUGUCAACAGCACAGGCAUCACCCUCUCCAUUGUUGUCAGUGUCGGUUUGAUCAGUGUUGGCUUCAAAUAUGCAGUUGUCACAACGAUCCCCAACAUCGUCUCUGUCUGCGUCAUACUGGGCAGGGUUGUACACUCUUGGGCAGUUGUCCUAAAGAAAUAUAAAAAGAGAAAUAUGAGUUUGAUUACUAAAAUGGGUCAUAGCUUGAAGAGAUAUUUAUAGGUACAAAACUUUGCUUUUCCAGGCUUGUUUUUUUCUUCCUUUAGCUGGAAUGGGAUAUUCUUACCACUGCAUUUUUCUUGCCCAACUUUCCAAGUCCACACUAAGAAUUAUGGGCAACAAGCCACCUUGUCCUCAAUUCUGGGUUUAUGCAGAAAUUAUAUUACCCUAUUUCUGUGCUACUGUCUUUCCACUUUAACUCGCUGGUGAAAGCACACAACCAUGAAGACUUUACAUUCCUGCAGCCCAGAGGAAGGAUGGCUACAGCUGAUUGCUAUGUCUGGUCUCUGAGGAAAGCACAAUUUUGGGCUAAAAAAGCUGCUGUGAUUACUCACCCUGUCAUCGGGGAUCCCAUCAUUGUCAUCAUCAUGGUCACAUUCAUCACCCAGACCAUCUUUGUCAUGAUCUUCCUGGCCAGAAUUGGGAAGGUUGGGGCAGUUAUCCUGUAAAGAAACAAAGGAAUGGUUAAGGAGGCAGUUAUCACAAUAAUGGAGUGCAGAUGGAUUAUAACAGCCUUGUGGAUUUUGUCCAUGUGGGGGGUGGCUACCUUCUUGCAGUGAUAGGUGGCGUUCUCCACACACAGCAGGUCAGUGUUGGGCCAUCCAUCCAAGUCACUGUCCUCUCCGCAAAUACGGCCAUUCCCGGCAUACCCUGGCUUGCACUCGCACCGGAACAUGGACUCGGAGAAGACGCCCAAGUAGAUGCAGUUUGCAUUUUUAUGACAGUUGUGGCUACCGUCUUGGCAAGGAUUACGGGGAGCGCAAACCUAUAGAAAAUUACAUAGGGUUUAAAAAAAUUGCAAACUGCUAACGUACUAGCCACAAACACAGCAAAUAAGUAAUAAUCUAAACCUGUUUUUUAGCUGUUGCCUCUUCCACUCCUCUUCCAAAGGGCUGAGGACCAGAGAAACGUGCAGGGCAGGGCAGGCAGUUGUAACCUGGCUCAGUGUUCUCACAGCGAUGGACUCCGUUAUGAGUAUGGCAAGCAUCAGGGACCUCUUUACAUUCAUCGAUGUCUUUGCAGGUGAUGCCAUUUCCAGUGUAGCCAAGUGGACAUCUGCCACACUUGUAAGAGCCAUCGGGGAAGCUGGUGCACUUUGUUCCAGAGAAACAUGGGUUGGAGAGACAGCCAUCUGUGGAUAGAAAGAAUUAGCACUAUUUUAAAAAAAAAAGUCUGCUGUGACUGGAAAAAUGUGUUUUAGUAACUAGUAAAGCUUAGAUGCUUACCAAUGGGGCACUCCUGUUUGUUGCAAAUUUGAGACAUAGUAGCAUCACCAACACAGUCUUUUCCACCAUAUUUAGGAGCAGGGUCAGAGCAGAGACGUUUACGGUUCUGGAUUCCUCCAUUGCAGGUAGCACUGCAGGUGUCCCAUGGUGACCAAGGUCCCCAACCUCCAUUGACUUAAAAGUAAAAAACAGUAUUUACUAUUUUGCCCUGAAUACAUACGCUCUAUCAUUAACUUGAAGCAGAUAUUUAACUUACUAGGACAGGGUGACUUCCGGCAGACUUUAGUUUGACGUCCCACUCCCUGGCAGUCUCUACCACCCAUCUGGGGUGUGGGGGAGUUGCAGAGGCGGAUUUGGGUGAUGACCCCCUCACCACAGGUCACAGAGCAUGAAGACCAGGGUGACCAGUGGCUCCAGCCUCCAUCCUGUUUGACUGUGAGUAAUAAAUACACAAUUAAUUCAGAAUGCCCUCAAGCAGAGAGAAUGUAUUGUCACAAUGGCAGUGUCAAGAAUAUUUAGUGACUUACAGCGUUUGUCACAUUCCUGUGGGUAGCAAUCACGGGUCUGGACAGAGGUGCCCUCACACUUGCUGUUGAUGCGGUCGCAGGAGCGUCCACGCUGCUGGAUGCCACGGCCACAAGUCACCGAACACUGGGUCCAUUCAGACCAUGCGGACCAAGCGUCCUCUUCUGGAUCGCGUUCUGGAGGGGUAGAGAAAAAGUGUUGGACUCGUUUCUUUGGGGGAAAGUGAUCAAGGAUGAAAUUUAGAUAAAAAUCUCAAAGGAAACUUACGAUUUCCACAGCGAGGGCAGCACUCUCCAUCGGGCACAGUGGCGUUAGCACAUGAUACCACAGGGCAGGAGAUUUUGCGACACACAGUAGCGGAGUUCUGGACAGAGGAACAGUUUAAUGAGUACAAGAAUAAUGAGUUAGCUGACAGGCUACACAAGAAACAAGGCUUUGUUGGUACUGCUCCAAGCCUAAUCGCUAAAUUUCCCAAUGGAAUGAUCUUAUCAGGGACAUGGCACUCCUGCUGUGUUGAAAGCAUAAUCUUUGCUAACACUCCCCCACUAAAAUCCAAAUAAUUACACAACACAUAAACACUCUGUACUAGAUUAUUGCUAGAAAUAAAAGAAAAAAAGCCCCAUGCUGCUUGGUUGAUAGUUGCAGACAGAGUGUUGAUGUGAAGGUGAUUAUAAAUGGAGGUGUAAAGGUAAACACUAUUAUGACUUUGCUGCAGCAGGGGUAGAGGAAGUACCGCUUUCCUUGGACAGCUUGUUCAAAGGUUGCAUUCCAGCUGGUGUGAUGACGCUUACCUGGCAGGUGCACUCCGUGCAGCCGUCCACGGUCCAUUCCUCUUUGUCUUGGUGCACGAUGCCAUUGUGGAUGCAAACUCCACUGUGGAUGUUCAUGUAAUUUUUUAGGGAUAUACUUUCCUGAGACUGAGGGAAGAGAGAGAGACACACAGAGAAGGGGGCUGCUCAGUAUGGAGGAUGGAAAACUUUCACUUUGCCAAGGUUCCAAUACAAAUGAAUCACCGACCGACACUGUGAUUAAGACAUUGCUGGAAUCUAGCGAAGCAGUGCAAAUGCGACCGACAGCCAAACAUAUUUGUGUAUUCACAUGGGUCUCAUUAAGGACUUGGCUGGGGGACUGCCAUUACAGCGACAAGUGGCUACGUACUGGGAAUGCGUUAACUGGAAGCAGAGGGAAAGAUGGGGAGGAGAGAGGGGAAAAGAGGGAGUGAAUGAUGACAAAGAGCAGACCCUGAUGGCCCUUCGAGCUUACCACUUUCUGGAGCUCGUUUGACAGCUGCUUAACCACCACAUUGAGUCCUUUGAGCUCCCUGAACAUGCUGGCUAUGUCCUCACAGGAGAAGCCGCAGACAGACUGCAGAUCUGGAUAGAAGAGAGAAGACUCCAAUAAAUUAUCUGCACUCUGAAAGCGCACAGCUGAAUAAGGAGAACAGAGGCACAAAUGUAACUCUUUGGAGGGAGGAGGGGGCUCACCUUUGGCUUUGUGGCCAGUGUAAUCAGUCCUAAUGGCAGGGCUGGAGCCAUUGACUGGGUUGUCCAGGGUCAUGACAUCCGUUAAGGCAGCUGCAGGGGGGGAAGAGGAGAGAAGACAAAUUACCUUCUGUUCACACACUGAGGAAAUCUAUUUGCAUCCUUGUGCAGAUAUCAUCUGUUCCAUACCUCCACUGUGGCAUCCCUUAUUUCUCAGUAUGGCAUCCAGAGUGGUACCAAAGACAAAGCGCACAUUCUGAAGCACUCCCUGAAAAGUAAUUGAUAAAGAGAUAAAUUAGACCCUCAUGCUAUUAAAUUAUUUGAUUCACUCCUGAGCCAAAAAAACUACAGAUACUUACCAUAAAUUUUUCCUUCACAGCUCCCUUUCCAAUCCUGAGCUUGGCAAUGUCUGCCACCUCCCUGGCCAGCACCGUCUGGAUGGGCACAUCCAUCUCUGACACGUUGAUCUCCUCGCAGCCCACGUAAAGUUGCGCACGGUCAUCCUGAACGAACAGCGUGAUGUUCUUCCAGUGUCCAGUUGCCAAAUUUGCAUCCUCGAUGGACACGACCUGCUGCUGGCUCUCGGUGGAGUACACCACAUCCAGGGUGUUCGCCUUGCCGUUGGAAAUGACCUCGAAAACGGGUCCGGAUCCGUCAUCCUUCUCGAUGGUCAACAGGCUGCCCCUGUUCUUCUUGAACUGCUUCAGGUUCACCAGGAGGAGGAAGCCCCGCUCGGCCUGGAUGGAGUCGAGCAGGUCCCUGAAGGAGCUGUCGGGGACGUGGGGGAUCAGGUCUGCGUUCAGGACCUUGUACGCGGGGCUGUUGGGAUCUGCGCCUUUGACCAAACUCACUCCGUUGUGCCUCUUGUUUACCCGGGCCAGAUCGAACAAGUCAUACACACUGUUAUCAUCUCUGCUCUCUGCGGUCAGAGGAAACAAAGGCACCGGUUAUUCUUCUUUUUUCUCACAGAGAGUGCACGAGAAACAAAGAAAACCACAUAGAAACCGUGCGUAAUUUUCUAUAACAGCUGUGCGUAAUUUUCUAUAAAAGUUACGAUUUUGCCUUUGUAGACUUCAAUAUAAGUAACUUCAAAACUCUAACAGUGAGUCUAAAAGCCACAAAAAAUGAGUUAAACAUGUUAAAAACAUAAAACUCUUAAUAAAUAUAUUCCAUCCUCACCUGCCAACCGUGCGCCCUCACAACUCCAAAGCAUCAACAGCAAAAAGAUGCCGCACAGCAUCAUCUCCGAAUCUCAAGUGAACCCUACAGCAACCAAAGAACAACAGUUAGACCACUAAACACAUCCAAGUGAAAUCUCAGCAUCUUAAAUAAAAAAAAAACCCUCUACAAACCUUUAAAAUGAAAAUCCCCUCUGGAUUAUAAAAAAAAGUAAUAUAUGAGGAUAAAAAGUCCUUGCGUCUGAUUAUUUAUCCCCUUUUCUCGUCUUUUUGCUCUGACAGAAGCUCAGCUGCUGAAGUCUCUGUGAGCUCCCGGUUAUUCCGAUGCUUCCACUGAUUCUACUGACUUAUCCCUCAGAUAUAAGAGCUAUUUAAACAGUUGAAGGACAUUCCUCAGGUCGGCCCUGAACCAAUGAGGCUGCUGCAGCAGAGAGGGACGGACUUGUUUUCUUACCUCACAGCCAGUCAGAGGAAUAUCCGAGACGCACCGAGGGGAAAAAAUGCAUUCCUGAGCCGAAUUUCCAUCACCGGACAAAUAUUUCAUACACGCACCGACGCCAAGACUCGAUCGUUUCCGAUCAAAUAAAAGUUUAAUUAUUCAGCCAAAUAAGCUUCAAUCUAUUCUGCUGUCAUUUUUGAUUAAUAUAUAGGUUUUGAUUUUUUAAUAAGAUCCAAAAUAUGUGGCCCAAUUAAUCCAGUAGAUUGGUAACACAAAACCAAUUAUGAGUGGGUUUAAAAGUCACAUAAAAGAAUAAAGUGUAUUCCAUAAGUCACACUUAUGUCUGAAUGCAAGCUCAUAUUUAUGGCAUAGAGAGGGAAACUUGAAGGUUUAUGCAGUGCUUCAUGUUUUGUUAUGACUGUGGUGGCCACCAGGGGACUCAGUGGGUAACGAAUAAAGUGUUCUGUGUGUGUGAGAGUCAGAGAGAUGACAGAACCUGGUCUCUGGAUUUCUCUUGACCAAUAAUGCGUAUUUUUAACAAUCUAAACAGAUGCCCAACUCAAGCAUGUGUUUAAAUGUUUAUUGCAUACUAAUUACACAAUACAUCAAUAAUCUAAGCAUAAAAAGGCCAAAACUGAAUAGGAGAGAGUCCAAAUUAAGAGUGAUUCUACAAACAUAAAUGAACUAUGUAGUUGCUUAUCUAUUUAAUUGUACCCAUGUGCUGCAAAAUGCAAAAAUGAGGUGCUAUUCUGAACAAUUAUUUCAUGCCCUCUUUCAUUGUUUUCUAACUUGUUUGGACAGAUUUUACUUCACAGUGGUGGCAGAAGCACUCAGAUCUUUUAUUUAAGGAAACGUACCAAUAUACUCAUGUACAGAUAUUACAGGAAUGUCAGAAAUAGUAUAAGUAAAAUGUACUGUACUUUACCAUAAGUAUUGGAACUGACAGAAAAUGUUGCAUAUGUCUGAAAUAAUAUUAUAUACAACAUGAUUAGUUUGGUAAUACUACUGCAGCAAUGGGGGAAAAAACAUUUUACUAUGGUUCUUAGUGGAGGUGUAGCUGGUUUAAACAAUUUUAUAUAUACUUUGGCUUGGGAAAAUAAAUCUGAGCAGUCAUUAGAUGAUGAAUGAGUCAGGAAUGAAGAAGAAGGAAGUCCUGCUAUGAAACUUUUUAGUCCUUGUUUGGACAUUUUCGUUGCAGAAUGAUGGAUAAUUUGACCUCUUUGACCCUUUACCAUUCAACUAAAUGAAAGUUUGUGAGAAGUUUUAAUGGGAAAAUCCCUCAUAUGAGGAACUACUUACAAUUUAAAGAGCUCUGAAAGGUAAAAAACUGCCCCUGUAGAAUUACAAAUAUUUGGAACCAUAUAUUGAAUGUUCGAUAAUGUGUAUUUUAGCUUUUUUUAAACUCUUAAUCUGUGUACAACAAUGCAAUCAAAUCAAUGUUAAAUCGAGGAAGUGGAGUCAGUUGUGGAUUAUUUCAAAUUAUUUCUGACAAGACAUGAAAAUCUCAUUACCUUUGAGCAAAUUCUCCUUCCUGCUAAGUUAACGGUUAAACUUUAUGGCUGAGCAUUUAACCUGUGGGCUUUUCCCGCUCUCUCCUCCUUCCCACACCAUCACUGAGUGUCUUCAUCUUGACACAGACCUGCUUCAGUUCACCUCACUCCAGAGAUGCAUUCGGCUUUUUCCAAUGAAAAUCAGUGUUGGCAGACUUUCUGAAUCACGCCAGCUUGCGGACUUGUGGAUGCACAGGGAGGCUGAGGGAAAAGAGUGAGUAUGUGACAGAGAUGAAAGCCUUCUGGAAAAAUGAGGGAACACCGAGGCGCCUGCAUGCUGUGAUGACUUACACUCUAAAAUAGAGGAGCUGUCUAAAGAUAGAUCGUGGCGUUCUAAUUGUGCUGAGCCACAACAUCUGGAUACCUGUUCUCCAGCCAGUGUAUACAUACCACAGGAACGCAAGAGUUUCUGUGACAUAUAGGAUUUACAACAUGUGCUGCUCACCUUGGUGAAACAUAAACCCACAGGAAGUGAUCAGGCACUAACUGAGCUUCACAGGUCAAACUGUUACUCAAACGGAAAAUGGCCUCGGGGUUGUGAAAUGGGAUCGAGGUGGGAUAAGACUCUCUGGUUUCAUGGAAAAGAUUUUUGGAGCUAUCAUAGGUAGGUGUGACUGGACAUAUCUGUGAAGGCGUGCCCGUCAGCUCACAGCGUGGGACAAGACUGUGUGGAGGUGAAGAGGCUUGCCAAGUUCUGAUGAAUACCCGCUGAACGGAGCCAAAACGGAAACAGCCCAUAGAUAGCAAAGUGUUUACUCUGAGCGUGUUCCCGAGUAUUUCUAUCCAACUGGGGGAGCUUAGAUACAGUGUCAGUGGGUGGGAGUGCAUUUGUGCUCAAUCACAGUAUCUGCCUGCUCUUUCCUACAUGGAUUCGGAUACAACAUCUGCUAACGGAGACUAAUUACCUCAUAUUGCUUAGUCUGUUUCUUUACCUUGCUGGAUAAGCUAUGUUCCAGGCCGUGUUUAACGUAAAUAUAGCACAAUAACCGGUGCCAUAUUCACAUAAAUAAAUCUGUUUUUGCAAUCUGUUUUGUUUUUUUUUUGCAGCGAUACCCUUUUACUAUACCCAGUUCACUAAAACUUUUGUUUUAGAUGUUUAAAACAUCAGGAAGUUCAGUCCAGAGAUUUGUGUGAGAUUUAUGAGAAAACCACUUGAAACCAGCCAGUGCAGUCAGCAUGAGCAGCAACAGCUACACUGACUGUGCUGUAAAAGUUUUCAUAGAGUCUCACACAUACAAUGUAGAGUAUGUCCCAAAAUGUCAAAGUAUUCCUCUAAGCACCACCAUCUUUAACAUAACAGAUAUUAUUAAUUGCAGGUAUGUUGCAGCAAAUAUUGAUGAAUUAGGUUAGUUCAUCCUGACGUGCAGAGAUCAUACUCAGACACUGUUCAACCAAGGAGCAUAGUCAUUCAGCGGGCCUGAUAUACAAUUACCCUCAGUAGUUGCUAUAGGUUUGAAACUGACGACAGCUCAGCAGCCAGACAAAUCCAGAAUGAUGCAGACGCUCUAUGGCAACAAUCUGCAAAACAACAGUGAAAGCUGCACUUUAUAUUUACACUGUAGAAGGUGAUGACAGGUAGAGAAUAUCCGAUAUUAAAAGGUAUCAUUGUGCAGUGUUUAGCAUACCUGUCUUGCAUCACAGUGUACUUAAGCUGGUUGAAGCAGCUACAUGAAAGACAAAUCAGGAAGCCGAAAUAUGAGCUUAUAGCUGUAAGAUGGGAUUUACUGUGUCCUCAGAUGGUCUGUCCAUAUCAGUACUUGUUUGCACCACUUGUUGUGACCAAGGAAUGAAAUGAAACUGCUUCCUCAAUAGAUUUGAGCUCUUACAUGUAUUUGUUCAGCAUAUCACAGUUGUGAUUUGCAUUAUUAUGGACAAAACUGCAAAUCCGACACAACUAAAAUAAUCAAACAUGACAGGAUUUGAUCCUCAAUUUUUUUAUGUUUUCUAAAAGCUGAUUGCUAAAUCUGGGCUCCUUUGAGGUUUAAUAAAAGCUUAAUUCCCUUGUUUUUUGACACUCCAAGCUGAACAUGCUGAUGUGGGGUUUUUCCAUCUGCAAAGUGGCAUCAGUUCUGUUUAUGACUGUAUGGCAACAGCAUGCCAAACAUCUGAUGAUGGGCAGUUUAUAGGAUUGUUAUUACACAAUGUAUGACGCAGCAAGUCACUGGCUUUACAUUGAUUGAGACUUUCUCUAGAAAUUCACUCUGACUAAUCCAUCAAUGUGGAUGGAUGAUAUCACCUACAGGUAUAUUUUUUUACUGCAGAAUAAAUCAUAUUUUUUUAAAACAAGGACGGUGCGUAAAAGGCUAGCAUGUAUUGACAACUUUUUACUUGGCAAGCAGACCUUGCUAGGAGGCAUCAUUCUUCACUUUAUCAGUCUGAAAACAUGCCCAGGGGCAUGAGGGUGUGUAAGUCAUUUUUUAGGGGAACAAAGCUGGAGAAGGAUAGUGGAAAGUGUGAGUAAGACACCAGAAGUCACACAAAGAACAACAUGAGUCACUGAUUAGGUUAGAAAAUGUGGUUACUGGUGAAAUGGUCACUGGUCAUUUUUCAGUUUGGAAACAGUUCUUGUGUCAUGUUAAAGUGCUGGCAAUAAUCCUUAAAUCCUGCCUGGUCAGGUGUGUGUUGUAUAACCUUGUAUGCAACAGUACUAAAUGAUAUUAUCUAGCAAAAUACUGUUCCAAGGAAAAUUGGAAAUCAAAGAUCAUUUAUGAAAAGAAUGAAUGCAGAGUGUUGCCAGACUAAACUAUUUUUUUAAUUCUUUCAGCUGUUUUGUCUUCGGCACAUGCCAGAACAUUAAAAUGACUUGGAACCGUUGGCAGUUGUAAAUCAUUGAUCGUAAUCCAUGCUUGGCCUCGGAGGGAUGAAAGAGGGAAAUAUGGAUAUUACCGGUAGCUUUGGAGCUGGCGCAGCUUGGCGAAGAUGAUGUUCUGUGAAACACUAUUAUAUGAGGCUUUCUCUGUCUGUGGUAAAAUGCAGUCUGAGAAAAUUCUCCAUGUAAGCAUUUUCCAAUAUUCUCCUCUCAUUCUAAUGCACCAUUAAUCAAUAUUUUUGAUAUAUAUACAGUAGACAUUUAGCUGCAUGUGCAAAAAUUAAUUUCACUUUCAGGGAAUCUAGUUAGUGAAAAACUGUCACUGCAAAGAAGCAGAGAGGGAUUAAAUAUUCUCUUUGUGGCAUUUAGCUAGCUCAUCCUUGGAUGUAUGCAUGGAAGAACAUGAUUAAUUGGUUGCAGCGAGUCUGCUCGAUUCCGGCAAGUGAUGUCAGAGUCUGAUUAUGUUGGACAUGAGCUCCGAAAACUCGUCUUUACUUACCGUUUCCAGACAGGCACCAAGUCAGCCGUGGUGCUCCUUGCAUGCCAGUUGUACAAGCAUAAAGCCCCUUAGGUUUAGUGAGUGAUGGCGGUAAAUGCUCACUGCUGUGCUGUGACGUUUCUGCUGCUAAAUGCUCACCUUUGACUAAUGAGCUGACGGACCACACGCCACUCAGCUGUAAGAACUGUACCCAGGAAUGUUAAGGGUCUUUCUGAGAGAAGAACAAGACAGUGUUUGGUUUGUGAAAGAGCUGAGGCUCAUCGCACUGGAGUUCCUGAUGACCACACAAGUGGAUAAUGACUUUUGGGAAAGUGUGUCCAAGUACUUCGACAAGUAGUUGAACUGCAUAAUUUUUGAGGAAAAGUCCACCUUAAGACAACACUGAGGAAGUAUUGUUUGCUUGAUUUAGAUGAUUAAUGUUAGACCUUUAAAAAAAGAGAGAGGAAAGUAAAAAAGAGUGGAAACUUGCAGCAGCUGCAUUGUCAAGAGGUUAUUUAUUGAGAUUUUGUGGAGGGUGAUAAUGGCUUGUAGAUCUGUUAUGGACAGCAUUUCAGCAAACAGUUGCUUAUUUACACAUCCAGCAGAUACAGAGUUGCAGUAGUCAGUUGGAGUCAGGUUUCACUCUCUAGUUCCUCUGAUUUGGUCUUCACCAACUAGUGAUGAGGAUAUCUGACUGUUAACUGACCAAAAUCUCUACUGCACUAGUUGCUGACUUUCAUUAAGUACCAAUUUUUACCAGAUAGUUAGUAUGUCGUCUGCCACAUUCUGACAGCUAGCAUUUCCAUCCAUCCAUCAUUUUCUUCCACAUAACUGGGGUCGAGUUGCAGUGGCACCGGAGUGCUCAUAGAAUUCCUGAGAUCCCGUGCCCCAGAGAUGUUUUCCACUUCCUCCUGGGGUAUCCCAAGAUGUUACCAGGCAAAUUACAUUUGUAAUCCCUCUUGCAGGGUCUGGAUUUGCCCUUUAGGCAGUGGGAUAUUCCCAAAACCUCAUUCCAAAGGCAUCUGCUAAGGUGGUUUUGGGGAUCUGAUUAUGAUACCUCUUGGGUGCCGUCCUUUGUUGGGCUUUGGGCAUGUCCAACUGAGAGAAUCCCCUUGUGUUCAUAAUCUUGUUCUUUCUGUCACAGGAGCAUAAGUGAGAGUUGGGACAUAUACCAGCUGGUAAAUUAAAAGCUUUUUAAAAGCUACAUCUUCACCAAGAUGGUUAGGUACAAUGUCUGCAUUUCUGCUGACGCUGCACCAAUCCGUUAGUCCAUUUCAAGUUCCGUUUUCCAGUCACUCACGAUUAAGAUCCUUUGUGUGGGGCAGCAGCUCACCCCAAACCAAGAGGGAGCAUUCCACCAAUUUCUGGCAGAAAACUGUGGCCUCAGACUUGGAGGUGCUGAGUCUUUUCCCGCUUCACACUUGAUUGCCAACCACCCCCAGUGCACACUGACAGCCAUGGCUUGAUGAAGCCAAAAGAACCAUAUCAUCUGCAAAAAGGAGAGACGUGACUUUUGGGCGCCUUUUACCCCGGCAGCGCCUUGAGAUACUGUCCAUGAAUAUCACACCCACAGCUAGCAUUUCUAAAGGUUAAAAAAUAAGUCGAAAAAGGUGUACCUAUCUGCACAUUGAAAGCUCACUUGUACUUUGUGGGGUUUAUGUUUUUUGGUUGUUUGUUUCCACCUGUUUCCAGCCUUAAUGCUAACCUAAGGUAACUUUCUGUAAAGUUUGCUUCAUAUUUAUUUUAUAGAUAUAGGAGUAGUAUCUGCUCAUUUGUCUCUCAGCAAGCACACAAAAAAAUGUUUUCCCAGAAUGUUGACAUACGCCUUAAAGAACAUAUUUGUAGUCUAUGGAAAUUACAUGCAUCUGUGUGUAAAAACCCAAAAGUCCACAAGAACAAGUGGAGCAGCUCCAGGUUUUAGCUCGAUGACAAUUCAGUGAGUCACUUCUCGUCUCUUCAGUAAGAGACCUGAACAUUCAGUCCAAGACAGUCAGUGAUGUAACAUUUGUUUUACUGUCAAAAACAAAAAAAAAUUAUCACUUCCAUUGUACCAUUGCAAAAGAUUUCACUAAAAAUACUUUGUAUUGUAUUAUUGUUCUUUUGGAAGUACUUCGGAAGGACCACCAGGGAACUGUGGAUGAGGUUUUGGUUCAUGUGACCUCACUGUAAUUUCAACAUUACAUGGAAAUGGUUUGUGAUGUUAAUGAGAGGAGAACCUGGUCUUUUAGCAGAGCACCACUGGAGCCUGUCUCUCCCACGAUUCCACAGUAGAAAAUGAAGAAAGAAAAUAUUUCAUUGAUGGUAUUUCUGCAUAGGCCUGUACAGAACAAACGAAAAGUUAAGAGCAGUAUUUCAUCCUCCCACGCACACAUGCACACUUCCAGUUCAGUUUGCUAUGCUUUUCUUGGCCCUCUCCACACAGAUUUUCGGAAGUGUGUUCUCGGCAUGUCGACCCUGAAGGAUAUUAAACUUCCAGUGAAACAACCUUCGGUGAUGGCAGCCAGGUGAGGCCUCCACGCUGCCAUUUACCUCCCCAGAUACUGUAAAGCCAUUUACAGCACAGCGCAGUGUGCCACUUUGCAUCUUUCCCAUGACAUCAUGGGUCUGCGAUGAUGCAUGGGGUCUAAUUCUGUCAAAAUAACUGAACAGAGUUGGACAUAAACCCACAGGGAGCCCAGCUGCUCAGUGCUGCUACAGUGCAACUUUAAACACUUCCAGGGCUUUUUAUUUGAGUUUUUACAAGAAAACUGAGCUUAGACAAACUGAACUGAGUGACCCUUGACCUACUUACUGCACAACGUGCUGAUGUUGGCUAAUAUUGCAUACGUUUUUGACAGACUAAUUAAUUUUUAAGUAAGGAAUCCUAAAAAUUUUCCAACAUCACGCUGUGCAGCUAAAUCCAAUCUAAUCUUUAAAUUCUCCUGGAGGUCCCAGGGUUUCCAAAGACAUCUAUGACAUGUAAAUAUGUAGAAUGUGAUGCACAAGAAGCAUCAUAUAAAACUGCAGAAUGUUAUAUCUUAGAAAAAGCUAUCCAUUCUUUUUAACAUGGGGUACUAAGUGUAAUGGGUGCACAGUCGCUCGGUGGUCAGCACUGUCGCCUCACAGCUAGAAGGUCCCAGGUUCAUGUCCCAGCCUGGGAUCUUUCGGUGUGGAGUUUGCAUGUUCUCCCUGUGUAGCACUAGAUUUUCUUCUCACAGUCUAAAAUGAUGCUGAGGUUAACUAGUGAGUCUAAACUAUCCGUAGGUGUGAAUGUGUGUGAUUUUUUGUCUCUGUGACAGACUGGAGACCUGUCCAGGUGUCCCCUGCCUUCGCACUAAGUCAGCUGGGAUAGACUCCAGCCCCCUGUGACCCUAAUGAGGAUUUAGUGGUGCAUAGAUAAUGGAUAGAUGGAUGGAAUAAGUGUUUAUUGUUGCAGUACAUGGCAUCUCUACAACAGAAUGGACGUCAUGAAACAACCAAGUAUGCAUUAUAUGGGGAAUGAUAAUGGGCAGAUACAGAGCGGAGUCAUAGAGCAGAAAUCACAAAUUAGUAACAAAUCACACAUCUGUGACACAUGGCAUAAAUUAGGUUGCUGAUGCUGCUUGUGGAAUUUUGUCUGACUCUUUCUGAAGCGCUUGGUGAAAUUGGAGCCUAUUUUGGGAAAUAGGACCAUGCCAGCUCCAAGAAGCCAACAGGCCUUUGUCGUCUUUCUCUUGUCAUCUGUGGCAUCAUGUUACUUGAAUAAAGCUGCAGUUUAAGCUGAUUAAAGGAGUGUCUUUGUUCUGGUCAUCGUCCUUUAAAGCCACAUAUGACGGCAGUGUUAAUUAACUCAGUGGUUGAGAAUUUGUCAGCAUCUGAAUAGUUCAAAACUAUUUUGUGUACAAUUGGCUAAAUUUCACCACUUUCUGCUCAUAUCAAUUGAAAUUAGAAUUUGAACUUUAUCUCCAUUUGCAUAUUCUUGUGGUCACACAGGGUCAGUGCAACAAGCUGUAAACACAGCUUUGAUGCAUUCAUCUCCUUACAAUGUGAGCAAACAUCCUCUUGAUUUCACUUAUUAUUAUUUUUUAUUCUGGGUGGUUGUUAUUUUAUUAUUGAAAGAGUGGUAUGUGUUGUCUGUGCAGCAGACCCCAUCUGUCCAAGACAAAUUUCUCCCAAGGGAGACUAAUAAAGAGACCUUAACCUUAACCUUGA